AUGUUACCCGACUGCCCCGACCUCGAAAUACCCGCUUUCCCGGAAAGGGACAAACAGGGAGGUGAUGAUCUCCCUACUUACGACGACCUCGCGGCGCAGCAGGGUCCGAACUCCAGAUUCGGUCGAUGGCGACAGUGGAUUGAGAAGAGAGCUGCUGAAAGAUAUGCAGACCUAACACCAGAAGAGUACGAGCGGAGGCGAGCCCGUGGUUGGGGAGAAGGUGUGGACGAUACAGAGCAGGACUCUGAAGCCGCACCAUCGCUUGUACCCCCGCUGCACAUACAAACUGAUUUCCCGAGAUCUGAAGCCGCAUCCGCUUCUCCACUAGACUCGGGACUUGAGGCCACGCCUCCUUUACCUGCAACAUUGAUACCAGAAUCGCUCUCCCCAGCCCGUCUCAACUUAUAUCACUUCGGCUCACGUUUUCUUCCUCAUGCAAUCGCACCUAUUCGGUGUCUCUUGCCGAUAUUGAACGAUACCCUGCUGCUCAUUGGUCAUGACAAUGGUCUAUCGGUCCUUGACAUGUUCCCAAGGGAAUGGACCGAUGGCGGCGUUGUUGAAAGGGGCCCCAACGAUGCGGAGGCGAGGCUUAUAUGGGAAGGCGAAGUUGUAUACCAAUUGACGAUCCUCGAAGCGGAGAGUACGGGACAGGGAACACCUCAGGGUGUUGUGCUUGCUCUCGUGGGUCCCGAUAAUGAUUACUGCAAGGACCAGGAGGGCAUUCGAUCUCUGCGGAUGUACAACCUUGCUAGUUUGAUCAGUCUGGCGAAAUGGUCCGUCUCGCAAAAGGGAUCAAGGCCCCUGGACCUGCGCCAAUCUCAUGCUGGCAAGAACUACAACACUCUUCCGAAGAGACAUCGUCCUCAAUCCAGCCUAACGAAGAACUUGAAGCAUCUUAUGUCUGACCCGCCUAUAGCCCAGCCGCAAUCACCUUCCAGCCACAUAUCUGAACAGUCAUCGUAUUCCCCAGUUGCAGAAGCAUCAGCUAGUUCAAGCUACACUCAAACCGGUGUUUCAGAAGACUCUCCAGAGUCCUUAUCCAGCUGGGAUGUCGUCGACGACCUUCCGCUUCGCUGGGCUACCCACUACACGUCGCUUGCUUCUGCUGGCUCCCGACUAAUGAAUGCCUCCGUUCUCUUCUACGAGCUAUAUCGACAUGAAGGCCAACGAGGCAGGGGAGGUGCGCUCUUAGCUGUAGCCACUAAAUCCAAUAUCUUCCUAUAUGAGGCGCCAAAAGGCGAACGAGCCUUCCAUCUCAUCAAGGAAUUUUAUACGCCAUUAACCGCUCGGAGCAUCACUUUCGUUCAACAAUCGGUACAGGAUACUAUGGCAAGAAGUUCAUCUGACGUCGCCCUACGCUCAUCCGGUGCACAGUCGAACCUUCACCGACAUUCCCGUGUGAUUUCCUUUGGGGCAAAGAUCCAACGCUUCCCUCAGCUCAGUCUGUUCGUCGUCUUCGAGAAAAAGGCAGGACUCAUCCGUAUUGCUGACUCGGCAGUCGGAGAAGUGGAGAUGUACGAUGAAGGGUACGGGUUCCUGUCCACAACAGCCAUGUCUAACACAUCCAUGAACCGGAAGUCGCGGGCGUCUUGGGACGGUCGGGGUUUUUCCAAGGAGCACAAAGCGAUCUGGAUACCGCCUGUGAAAAUCAAUCUCCCUGCACCUGCCAACCGUCCGUCGUUGUCGCACAUGUAUAUCGUCACGCGUGGCAAAACAUCGCACAUCGUGCCGUAUCCACUGCCUUCUAACCUUUCUGCUCUUCCGCCUUACCGCAGCUUCUUGUGGUCAUCUCCACCAACUCGUAUCAGCUGCAGAGUUUGCUCAUCUCCAGCUCGAGAAGGAAGCGGGUCCAUCUCCUUCCUCCAACUCGUAGCGUUUGGCGAGGAUGGUGUUGAGGUCCAAGAGAUCUCUCUUUCGUCUCUUUCCGAACAGAAGGGCAAGAGACGCGCCGAGCAGCCUGUGCGCUCGCAGUCAGAUUUGGGCGGACAAACGGGAUUUCUGAAUGUGGGCGGUCAUUGGCAUCGUCCCUUCUACCAAAUCGUUGGACGUUCCGAUUCCUCACGAAGUGACGAAUCCGCAUCGUCUCUCUACGACCUGUCGCCGGAUGAACUGGUCGACAGGAUGCAAGCAGAGCAGGGCAUCUAUGGUUGGGUACAGAAGGGCUUGGAGGAUUGGCGAGUAUUUUGGCUAGGGGGCUCAGAUACAGAACAUGAUCUGACCAAGGACUACGAACUGUAA
Messenger RNA from Sparassis crispa, 2238 nucleotides. RefSeq lists its product as hypothetical. Bases 1 to 2238 code for a protein of 745 amino acids. The record is from RefSeq and is a predicted model, not a curated record. The transcript has 7 exons. Lineage: Eukaryota; Fungi; Basidiomycota; Agaricomycetes; Polyporales; Sparassidaceae.